AUUCCAUGCACUUCUUGAGAAUUUAGAAGCAAAAAAAUUUGGGGUAUUUAUAUUUGUACAGAGUAGUAAAGCUGAAUAUGCUUUGCAAGAAGAUGGGAAAUUCAGGGUACAGUUUACUUCAUAUCAUUUGUUUCCUUGGAUUUCAGCUCGUAUUCCUGGCUGCAAAUGGAGCAAGAGCAAUAGAAGAAAUGAAAAACUUGGUUCAUGUGGGCUUGGUUCUGGAUUUCAACUCAUCAAUUGGUGUCAUGUCAGAUACUUGCAUCUCCAUGGCAAUCUCGGAUUUCUACGCCACUCAUUCGAGUUACAAAACAAGACUAUCUCUACACACCAGGAAUUCCCAAGAUGUUGUAGGUGCAGCUUUUGCAGCUAUGGCUGCUGAAGGGAUUGGACUCGGAGAGGUGAGUUCUGAAGUUUUCAAACAAAACUCAUCCAGAAAUGCGGCUUAUCUUUCAGGUUUAAGGGUGUCUGAUACAGGUCUGAGCCUACGAGACAUGUUAUUAAAUACCAAAUUCAAAGGCCUCAGUGGAGAUUUCAGUUUGGUUAAUGGACAGUUGAAGUCUACAACCUUUGAAAUUAUAAAUAUUGUAAGAAAACAAGCCAGAGUAAUUGGGUACUGGACUCCUGAGAAAGGACUUUCUCGCAGCCAAAAAUCCAGUAAAGUAGCAUACACAACUUCAAUGGAUGGACUGAUACCUCCAGUCUGGCCAGGAGGCACAAAAUCUAUACCAAAAGGUUGGGUUAUGCCAGUAACUGGGAAGAAAAUGAGGAUUGGAGUUCCCAUAAGAGCAGGGUUUACAGAAUAUUUGAGAAUGGAAGUUGAUCCCUAUAGCAAUGAGCCUAUCAUUUCAGGGUUCUCCUAUGAUGUCUUCUUGGCUGUCUUGCAUGAAUUGUCAUUUGCAAUUCCACAUCAACUGAUUCCCUUCAGGAUCGAUGAUGAAAACCGUUUCAGAACUUAUGACAAUCUCCUUUAUCAGAUCAAACUUCAAGUAGGGGACAUAAUGAUAACUGCAAAUAGAUCACAGUAUGUGGACUUCACAUUGCCAUACUAUGAAUCAAAUGUGGCAAUGGUGGUGAAAAUAAAAGAUGAUCAAGGGAAGAACAUGUGGAUCUUCUUAAAGCCAUUGAGUUGGGAUCUAUGGUUAACAACAGGGCUGGCCUUCAUCUUCACAGGCUUAGUGGUAUGGGUUCUUGAACAUCGUAUAAACGAUGACUUCAGAGGUCCACCAGAUCAGCAAGUUGGAACCAUUUGCUGGUUCUCCUUCUCCACUCUUGUCUUUGCUCAUAGGGAGAAGGUGAUAAACAACCUGUCAAGAUUUGUGCUGAUUAUAUGGAUAUUUGUGGUGCUUAUCCUAACGCAGAGCUAUACUGCGAGCUUAGCCUCAAUGCUGACAGUACAACGUCUGCAGCCAGCAGUGGUUGAUGUGGAUGAGCUGAAGACAAAUGGCGACUUUGUAGGGCACAGGCCGGGUUCAUAUAUCAAAGAAUUUUUGAUAAAACAGUUGCACUUCGACCCAUUCAAGUUGAGGCAUUACAGCACCCCUGAAGAGUUUGACGAAGCAUUAUCAAGGGGAAGCCAAAAUGGUGGUGUUAGUGCGAUUUUUGAAGCAGAGCACAUCCUCCAACUCUUUCUUCCCCACUAUUGCAGCAAGUUCAUGACGACAGGACCAACCUACAAAACUGAUGGACUUGGCUUCGCCUUUCCACAAGGGUCACCUCUUGUUGCAUACAUGUCUCGGGCAAUCUUGAAAGUCACCGAAGACAAGGACAAAAUGGAUGUUCUCAAGCGGAAAUAUUUUCCAGGUAGAUCAGCUUGCCAAGAUCAGACAACUAUGUCUUCAUGUAGUCUCAAUGUACAGAGUUUCGGUGGCCUCUUCAUUAUCACUGGAGUUGCUUCGAUUUGUUCUCUCUUGGCAUAUGUCGUAAGAUUUCUAUACGCAAACUGGCCUCAGUUGCAAACCAGACAUCAGAAAAGAUCAUUCUGGUCAAAAGUUUCUGAAUUGGCUACACAUUUUGAUCAAAAAGAUCCAUCUAUUCAUUCUUAUGAUCGAAGUGAAUCUGGGAUGCGUUCCAAAUCUAGUGCCCAAGAGUUCAGAAACAUUGUCUUAUCUUGAAAAUAAUCAGUUAUCUUCAAGAUAUGGCAGUGACUCGUCUAACGAGUUACUUAAAAUAUUAGAGGUACAGAAUUUCAUCCAAGGGUAGAGUCACAUGUCAUCUAUGUCAGCUUUUGUAUAUGAUGUCAAUAACACUAUUUUAACGAAUGUAGCUUCCUGUAUUAAGCAAGAAAAGAAUUCAAUACAGUGAAUAUUGUUGAUGGAUGAGAUGCAGGAAAAACCAAACAAAAUAUCCCCUUCCUACUGUUCCUUACAUGCUUAGUGAAGUGCCAGUAAGACCUACCAAGCCAGAGUGAUUACAAAUUGACAACCGAUGAAAUUUGGUACAAUGGGUUCUUUGUCUCUCAUUCAGGGACCAUCUUCCUUUCCAAUUUCUCGCAUUUGUUCAGUCUAAAUGCCCCAAUUCCUUAUCACUUGGAAAAGUAAAUAUAAUUUAGCAAG
Rubroshorea leprosula is the source of this 2552-nucleotide messenger RNA. The record is from the annotation of a GenBank genome assembly. NCBI's taxonomy places the organism in Eukaryota, Viridiplantae, Streptophyta, Magnoliopsida, Malvales, Dipterocarpaceae.